Cololabis saira (Pacific saury) is the source of this 1070-nucleotide messenger RNA. It is a transcript of the gene nccrp1, whose product is annotated as P1, F-box associated domain containing. The coding region runs from base 151 to 840 and encodes 229 amino acids. Gene Ontology annotation, biological process: SCF-dependent proteasomal ubiquitin-dependent protein catabolic process; glycoprotein catabolic process. The record is from RefSeq and is a predicted model, not a curated record. Gene Ontology annotation, molecular function: ubiquitin protein ligase activity. The transcript has 6 exons. Lineage: Eukaryota; Metazoa; Chordata; Actinopteri; Beloniformes; Belonidae. Gene Ontology annotation, cellular component: SCF ubiquitin ligase complex; cytoplasm.
AGGAACUAGUGUGGAACUACUCACUAGGUAGGUAGGGUUAGGGUUAGAUCAGGAACUACUCUGGAACUAGUCUGGUUCAGAUCAGUGGGGAUCACUCUGGUCCUGCAGAUCAUCCUGGUUCCUGGGGAUCCUACCAAAGUUUCCAGAACCAUGUCGUCCUGGAAGCAGCGCUGCGAGUCGGACUGGGGGAUCCACGGAGCUCCGAUGCCCGAAGAUCUGGACUGGAAAUCCGUCCAUGAAGCCGCUCCGCUGGGGAGGAACCUGAUCAAGAACCCCUCACCCCUGGGGCUGAAUAAAGACGUUCCUCCACCAGAACCAGAACUUCCUGAAGUUCCCGGAGGAGGACCGGCCAGAUUCCAGCCUGAAGGUGAUUUCAGUAACUGGACGACGGCGGUGGAAGUUCUUCCCUACGACGCCAGCGGAAUCCCCGCCGGAGCCGUAAUCUGUGGAUUACCUCAGUUCAGCUGGUUCUCGCUGGAGCAGAUCGUGGACCUGAAGGCCCAAGGUCUUUGGGAGAAACUUCUGGACGAGUUUCAGCCGGAAAUCCACGUCCAGGACUGGUACGAGGAGAGCCAGCUGCACCAGAACAUUUACCAGCUGCAGGUGAAACUUCUCAGUUCAGACAAAACUGUUAUUUCUGAACACACGAUUAAACCAACGGAGGAUCUGGAGAAUUACUCUCACACCUGGAAGGAGGUUUCCCACGUGUUCUCCGGUUACGGACCCGGCGUCAGAUUCGUCCACUUCAUCCACCGACUGAAGAACAGUUUCCUCAACGACUUCUUCCCCACGCAGUUUACAGGCAGCUCGGUGGUCGUGAAGCCGGUUAAAACCAGUUAAAACCAGUUAAAACCAGUUAAAACCAGUUUAUAAACCAGUUAAAACCAGUUAAAACCAGUUAAAACCAGUUUAUAAACCAGUUAAAACCAGUUAAAACCAGUUUACAAACCAGUUAAAACCAGUUAAAACCAGUUAAAACCAGUUAAAACCAGUUUAUAAACCAGUUAAAACCAGUUAAAACCAGUUUAUAAACCGGUUAAAACCAGUUUAUAAACCAGUUAAAACCAGUU